This is a messenger RNA of Ochlerotatus camptorhynchus, 4002 nucleotides long. RefSeq names its product probable serine/threonine-protein kinase mkcC. The record is from RefSeq and is a predicted model, not a curated record. NCBI's taxonomy places the organism in Eukaryota, Metazoa, Arthropoda, Insecta, Diptera, Culicidae. Gene Ontology annotation, biological process: double-strand break repair. Gene Ontology annotation, cellular component: site of double-strand break; nucleus. The transcript is spliced from 4 exons. Bases 399 to 2627 code for a protein of 742 amino acids. Gene Ontology annotation, molecular function: metal ion binding; ubiquitin-protein transferase activity; nucleosome binding.
AAGCGAAGAGAAACGAUUGUAGAGUAACGAGUAACAUUAAAAAAACUAACUUUGCAAAAGGCUGCCAUUUUUUGGUUGUGGUGCGGAUAAUAUUGAAUUUUGUCCUGUACUUCGGUCGCACAACGCGUGUGUGUUUGCGUUUUUCGAUAAAGUUAAUGUCCGCAGUUCCUUUGACGAAGUGAAACGUACCGAUUUGUGCCGUGAAAAUGUGAUAUUCCUUCGCCAAGAGCGACCCAAGUGCGUGCAAAAAAGUCCUUGAGAAAAAUUUCUUCCUGCCGGUGUUUCCCUUUUUGUACCUUCGGCCAGCAGCCCAACUGUAAUAAACGGUGCGGGGUUGGUCGGGUGCAAGGCGUGCGGUCAGGGGAAAACAUUUUGUGAGAGUGAUCCAAGUUCUGGAAAUGUCUUCAAAAUUGUUAAACUACCCAGCGGCCAGUUCCAAUCCGCAUCUGAGUGCCGGUACAUCCGGUUCGACGGCUGGGGUAAGAAACGGAACUACCAGCCACGGUUCGGCUCAGCUCAACUUUGAAAAUCUCCAACUGGAUGACAUCCUGUGCACCGUGUGUCAGUCGGUCCUAGUAGAACCAGUGUUCCUGCCGUGUCAGCAUCGGUUCUGCCGGAACUGCCUCAGCGGAACGAUCGAGAAAAACAAUCUCAACUGUCCGUGCUGUCGGAAACGGUUUGGAACGUGGUAUCGGAAUGCCUCCCGUGUGAACAAACUGGUUCAUGAGCAGCUGUGGAAUGCGAUUCAGAGCCAAUUCCGGGACUACCUGGACGAGGACGGAGCUGGCCGGUGCAACGGGAACGGGAGCACCGGAGGCUGCUUCGUGCCGCAAACCGAAAGCGUGAUCCACCUGAGCGAACCGGGCGAAAUCCGCAAAGAGUACGAAACCGAACUGCAGCGGUACCGGAAGGAGCUGAUCGAGGAGAAGAAGAAGGAACUGGCUGCAUCCGAGAAGUACAUUAUCAAUCUCUACAAACAGGAAGGCAUCAUCGAUUUGGUCGACAGCAGUGACCACCUGUCGAUUUCCUCCACAACGAGCACUCCGGAACCGGAGAAGAAACGGCAGCCAACAACCGCCAAAACCGAUGCCAUCCACGAGGUGGACGAUGACGAAGAGGCCGGUCCGUCCGGAUCGUCCUUUCCGCAGCAGUCCGGUAACAAUCAGAAAGGCAAUCAUCCACCGCAGCAACCGCAGCAGCCAAACCAGAAUAGUGUGAUCAGCAGCAGUAGCAAUGUGCACCCUAGUCGUCCGGAGACUACCAAGUCCCAGUCCAAUGGAAGUGUCAUAUCCAUCUCGUCUACGUCGUCCGCUUCGGCAGCUUCUUCGUCGUGCAUCUCGUCGGCAUCAAGCCGGUAUAGUCUAAUCAAAUCGGCCGCCAAACAGCAGAAUAAGGCACAAAGUUCGAACCAAGCUGGGAAAGCGGCCACGGUGGGUAGCAGCAGCAGUGGGGCGGUGAAGAAGGUUUUCACGAUGGCCGAGCUCAACAAGAGCGAACUGUGCGUCAAACCGACCAAACUGCACCGGCGAACAUCUAGUCAAGCCGUGGACGAUGACGACGACGAUGGGGACAGUUUGCGGUCUGAGCUGAACCAUUUCAAGCCCAUCAUUGCCACCACGCCUAAGAGUUGCUUUUCAUCCAAGGCAGUCGUCCGAGUUCCUUCCGUACGGCCGGAAACCGGCCUGCUGCCACCGAAGACCGAGUGUUUCAGUCCCAGCAAAAGUCCCUUCAAGCCAAUCGAUCCAACUACUCCGCGCCGGUCGGCAUUCUCCGUAGUAAAUGUGCACCUUUUCACUCCACCUGCCACCGUCAGCCAGACGGACGGGAAAUCCAAGAAGCAAAAAUCCACGGAAACUUCCACCGCGAAAAAGAAGAAUAAGAAAAAGAAGACUGCUGUACCGCCAUCCAGUUCCUCUUCGGCGUCGGCGACGGUGUCGGGGGCGAAGAAACGAAAUGGAACCACCAAAAAGACUAACGGUACUACUUCCGGCGGUACCAAUCGACGCAAGCGGAAGCUAAAGUUUUCCCCUCAACCGAAGGGAAAGGUGAAAGACGACAAUCCUCCGAAGGAUAUUUCUUCUAGUAGCAACAGCAGCAGCAGUAACAGUAGGGUAACUCGACGAAGUCUGAAUCGGGAGUCGACUCGACUGAAAGAUCUCAUCGUUAGCGAUCAGCAACGGCGGGAGGCAAUGAUCGAACAGGAACGGCGGGACUUUGAAUUCGCACAAAAACUCCAAAAGAAGCUCAAUCGCACAAGGGGUGCCACGAUGCUGCUAGUAGAUCCCCUUCCCAAGGAAGCCCCAACGGUAGCUAGAAAGCAAAACAGCGCAUACUCAUUGCGGCGGAAAUCGGUAGCUGUGGUUCCGACUGCACUGAUGGCUCCGCCACCCCCGCCACCCCCGCCACCGCCAAGAAACAUAACGUCCAGCAUUGGCUCGGAAGCGCCUUCCCGGAAGAGGACUCCACCGAAGGUGGAAACGAAAUCCGCCAAUCCUCCAACGACAAAUGCCAAGAAGCCAAAGCUGCAGGCAGCAACCACGACAACGACGACGAAACAGGACGAACAACCGAAACCGGAAGCAGCUAGCAGCAGAGUCCUUCGGCGGUCCACGCGAAUAAGGUCCUAGAGAGGGCAAUGAGAAGCGACUCGUUUCUCUUCGGAUUGUGAUGCUUUCUUUUGUCAAUGCCACCGACCGUCGGGUCACCGAGCUACAAGCGUUGACGAUUGAUGUAAAUGUGAUUUUAGCGACUCAAACACACCGAUUUUGAUGAACUGGGGCAACGCUGGAGUGCAGCAGUUAAGGUAAGACCGUAAGCGUUGGAUGUAUGAACGAAGGAUGCGUGCGUGUUUGAUCACUAUUUAUGAUAAUUAACCUAUUCUAGUUCUCGCUCACUGUUUUCCUAUAAGCAAUCAUUUCCGAUUUUGUUUCUUAUACCUAGUAGUACCUUACUGAAUAAAAGUGAGUGCAUUUCUAUUGUGUUUUUUAAACGUGAUUUCACUUCCCUCGACACAAGCGAGGGAAAGAAACAACAAAUUCUGUUUAGUUCUUUCAGUUCUGUCAGAGAGUAUGAAAGAGUAAGAUAAUGUCGAUUCGAUGUUUUGUAAAUAGAUGUUUUAAAACUUUGUCGAUGAUCGAAAACUAAAACCAAACAAAAAAGGUUAAACUUACUCAGUAGUUUGUAAACGUGACAACAAUCCGCUUAGGUUAUUUUUUUUUUUGCGAAAUUCAAAAAAACUAUUAUCUAAAAAGCAUUCCUUAUGUCUAUCGUCGUUGAAGUGGAAACUUAUUCAACCGUCACCACAGUAGAGCAGGGAAAAUUGUAUUUCCAAUGUUAGUGUAGAAUAUUAUUACUCCAAUGUGUAGUAGCGAAAAAUCAAAUACACAGUUGAGUCGAAUGGAAAAGAAAAAUUAAACUUGACAAUGUCUCUUCGACUUACAAAGAAGGCAUAUAGCCAGUAUAAUUCGGAAUAAGGUAUCGUUCUAAUGUUCUCAAAACUAUUAUGCAAAGCACAUGAAGUGACUGGAUGACGCAAAACGUUGCGUUAGUACAAGAGUUCUCCUGGACGUCUAUUUGCUCUUUUUAUUUUCUUUUAAUAGCAGUUCUAUUUUGAAUGUAGGUCGGGUGGAGCACUACUUCGGCAUAUGGGACGCAUUUCCGUGACACGUUGAUAUGGGUUCUUUGAUAGUUUCUUUCUUCAUGAAGAAAACCAGUUCGGUUGAUAGUUGAACGCAUAAUGAUCUUUAUUAAAUUUCAAUCUUAUCCUCUAACUCCUUUGUAAUCUAGUACUUCUUCAAGCUUAUUCUAGUUGGUGGGGGAUCUUGAACAACCAUUUACAUUUCAACGAAUCAGAGGGCGGUAAAGUAUACGGUCGAAUGCCAAUAUGUGUACUAUGUAAACUAAGCGCUGUUGGUAUUGGUCAGUAUCGAGUCGGAAAGAAAUGGAAAGCUCCGAAAUUCGAAUCCGUUUGUCUUUUGGUGCACAUGAACAACAACUAUGCAU